AUGGGCGACCUCCAGCAAAAUAAGGUUGCCUUCUCCCUAAGCAGCGCUGAGAGUAAGGUUAUUUUCUGUAUCGCUGGCUGGUAUGUGAUCAGUCUUGUGACGUUGUGGACAAACCGCUACGUGGUGACCAAGCUGCGUGUUGACUCCAAUUAUCUGUCGCUGGCGCAACUAAGUAUGUCCGUUGCAGGCGGUCUGGGAUCUGAGCUCUAUCUCGUGGGCUGGGCUGUGUGUAAGCGCAACAUGCUCAAGGUAGUUGACGAUGGACUAAAGGACAUGGUGCUGCUCUCUGGCGUGCGCAUCCUCACCGUGCUAUUGGGGCUUACAGCACUGAAAUAUAUCGCCGUCUCCUUCACACAAACUAUCAAAUCCUCAGCGCCAUUCUUUACAGUCAUCCUGACGUACUUUAUGCUUGGACAACGUACGGGCUGGAGAGUGAACUUCUCGCUUUUUCCGAUCGUCUUGGGGCUCAUUUUUUGUAGUUUGUCGGACAGCUCGUUUCACGUUAUUGGAUUUGUUGCAGCUCUCAUGUCAAAUUGCGUUGAUUGCAUCCAAAACGUUUUGACUAAGAGGCUUCUCAACCGAUCUUACUCAACAUCCCAACUUCAACUCUAUACAAGCAUUAUCGCUGUAAAUAUGCAACUCUUGUUUAUCUUCUACAACUGGAUGGCGUCGAUAUCUGACAGCACCAACAAGGCGCGUGAACUUUCAACUUCGUAUGUUUUCUUGCUGCUUGUUCUAGAUGGAAUGUGCUUCUACAUCCAAAGUGCAUUUGCUUAUAUGCUCAUGAGUUUGGUCACACCGGUAACACACAGCGUGGCUAACUGCGCGAAGCGUGCACUGAUCAUAUUGUUGUCUAUAUACCGCUAUGGAGAGGAGGUGACGCCGCUCAAUUGGUGUGGAAUGGUGCUAGUGAUCGUCGGUGUAUAUGUGUUCAAUGGAGCCUCUCGGGUGGAACGUGAGAAGGCCAACAAAAAUUCAAUAGUAGCUAUUGCCAAGUCAGCAUUGAUAAAGAUGCGGCCAAAUAUAUGGUGUGCACACAACAAAACUACAGCUGGAAGAAUGGCGACUGCGACGGACUACGCGAAAGAGCUUCUUCGGAGGCAGUUUCUAGAAAUGAGCCGCAAUCCGCCUGAGGGAGUAUCUGUGGGCCUAGGGGGCGAUGAUAACAUUUUUAAUUGGGAUAUCUUGCUGGUGGGCCCGCCCGAUACCUUUUAUGAGGGUGGAUUUUUCAAAGCAACGCUGGAAUUUCCGAUUGACUUUCCUAAUAUGCCGCCUAAGAUGACUUUUAAGUCGGAGAUGUGGCAUCCUAAUGUUUACCCAAACGGCGUGGUCUGCAUAUCGAUCUUGCACCCGCCUGGAGAGGAUCAUUUAAAUCAGCAGGAGACGGCUGACGAAAGGUGGCGUCCAAUUCUUGGCGUGGAGUCUAUCCUAGUGUCGGUCAUCUCUAUGCUUUCGGAUCCGAAUUAUGAUUCGCCCGCCAAUAUUGAUGCUGCGGUAGAAUGGCGAAGUGACAAGGAAGGCUUCAAAAAGCAUUGCCGUCGUAUUGUACGGAAGUCGCAAGAAGAUAUCUAG
Molecule: messenger RNA, 1572 nt
Organism: Plasmopara halstedii
Lineage: Eukaryota; Oomycota; Peronosporomycetes; Peronosporales; Peronosporaceae
Product: drug metabolite transporter superfamily
Exons: 9
Coding region: 1-1572 (523 amino acids)
Biological process (GO): protein polyubiquitination; ubiquitin-dependent protein catabolic process
Molecular function (GO): ubiquitin conjugating enzyme activity
Source: RefSeq, a predicted model, not a curated record